AUGACUUUGACUGUACCCCCUAUUAGAUACGGCCUUAUCCUAAGCGGCAAGGAUCAACUUUCGGUGUCUGCGCUUAAAAUGCCCCUUCUGCAGCCUGGUCAGGUGCUUGUCAAGACGGCGUGUGUGGCACUUAACCCGUCCGACGCCAAAAUUGUGGCAGCUGGAUUCCCCAGCGGCGUCCUGGCCGGCGUGGAAUUUGCCGGCACCGUCGCUGCCGUCUGCUCAAUGGACCUUCCUCGAACUUUUAAAGUCGGCGAGCGCGUCUGCGGCACUUGCUGCGGCUACAGAGAGUGCGACGACACGGGCGCUUUUGCAGAUUACGUCGUUGCCGAUUCAGAAUUUCUUCUUCGUGUGCCCGACACCUUGUCCUUUGAACAGGCCGCCACCCUCCCCGUCGUCGUCUUGACCGCCGGCAUGGCUCUGUUCCACAGACUGGGUUUGAAGGAUUACUUGCCUGAAGCGGACCGGAACGUUCUGGUUUAUGGCGGGAGUACGGCAUCGGGAUUGGCUAUCAUCCAAAUACUAAAAGAUUUCCACCUCCGACCUAUCGCCGUCUGUUCACCACACAACUUCGACCUCGUUAAGGCUGCUGGCGCCGCAGCGGUCGUGGACUAUCACUCCGAAUCCUGCGCCGAACAAAUCCGCGAGGCUAGCGACGACAAGCUGGGCAUCGCCGUGGACUGUAUCACCAACGCCGACUCCAUGCGGGUCUGCUACGAGGCGCUUCGCCAGCCAGCAUCCCCUGGCGAAACCCCUUUGCGUUACUUGGCGCUGGACAGCUUUCCCGUCAAAGGGCACGCGCGGAGAUCCGUCAGGCCGUCGUGGGUCUUUGCCACCACCGCCUUUGUGGUAUCAGUGGACUGGGGAGCGCCGUAUAAGACCAAGGCUCAUCCCGGUCAUCGCGCAUUCGCGGUUGAGUGGAUGAGAGAGGCCCAGGUCCUUGUUUAUCAGGGGAUUUUGCAACCUGGGCGUGUUAGGUUAGUUGAUGGCCAGGGGCUGGUAGAUUCGGUGGGUAAAGGUCUGGAGCUAAUUCGCCUAGGGGCCGUGUCGGGAGAAAAGCUUGUCUGCAGAUCAGUUCCGUUUGGCGCAUAA
Pyricularia grisea is the source of this 1092-nucleotide messenger RNA. RefSeq lists its product as uncharacterized. The coding region runs from base 1 to 1092 and encodes 363 amino acids. NCBI's taxonomy places the organism in Eukaryota, Fungi, Ascomycota, Sordariomycetes, Magnaporthales, Pyriculariaceae. Gene Ontology annotation, molecular function: oxidoreductase activity, acting on NAD(P)H. The transcript is spliced from 2 exons. The record is from RefSeq and is a predicted model, not a curated record.